AUGAUUGAUAUCAAAAACCAUCUACUUCUGAAAUGUGAGAAUAAAAUUGAAGAUGCUGAGCGAAGGUUGAAGGAGUGGGAUUUUGAUAACAAGGGGUCUUCACAAUGCUAUGACUUCUGGAGGCAAAAGGGGGGUAAAGUUCCUUGGUUUAAAGAGGUCUGGAAGAAUGGAAGCACUCCAAAGCAUGCCUUCACACUAUGGCUGGGGAUCAAAGGGAAGCUACUCACGAGUGAUAAGAUAUGUAGGGGAAAUGAUGAUCAUAACUGUGCUUUUUGUAAAAAUGAAACUGAAACUAUUAAUCAUGUUUUCUUUAGUUGCAGCUUCUCUUCCCAGGUUUGGGACAGUAUCGGGAAGUGGUUGGGAAUAGAGAGGUCCAUGUCUACACUGAAAGCAGCAGCGAAGUGGCUACAUAAAGAGGUAAAAGGAAAUGGUAUUGGUGUGGUGGGGAAAAGGGUUGGUCUUGCAACUACUGUCUUUUUCCUAUGGCACAUUAGGAAUAAGAUGAGAUUUGAACAUAAGGCUAUUGAAACUAAGGAAUUGAUUGAGGUUAUCGAGAGACAUACUUACUGA
Molecule: messenger RNA, 570 nt
Organism: Malania oleifera
Lineage: Eukaryota; Viridiplantae; Streptophyta; Magnoliopsida; Santalales; Ximeniaceae
Exons: 1
Coding region: 1-570 (189 amino acids)
Source: RefSeq, a predicted model, not a curated record